AUGCAAAUUUCCAUCUUCCUUGCCAUUCUCGGUAGUCUUACUAGCGCCCUCGCAGGCUGCAACUGCAAGUGUCAGGACCCAUCCGGCACUGGCCCCCAGUGGGACGAUCUCACGGAGCAAGUAUGCGAUAUGCAAAACGAGGAGAGUAGUACAUUUUGCAUCGAGACGUACCAUGAAGAUCAGCAUCAUCAAUGCUCGGCCCCAAACUGUUGCAUCGAUAGCGGAGACUUUGACAAGCAGUGCAAACAACUAGGCGCCCCUGGUGCUUACUGCUGGAAGUGA
This is a messenger RNA of Neurospora crassa OR74A, 282 nucleotides long. RefSeq lists its product as hypothetical. The record is from RefSeq and is a predicted model, not a curated record. The transcript is spliced from 3 exons. NCBI's taxonomy places the organism in Eukaryota, Fungi, Ascomycota, Sordariomycetes, Sordariales, Sordariaceae. The coding region runs from base 1 to 282 and encodes 93 amino acids.